UCACCACCCUUCAGCAUGGAUACCCUGAUAGCCUGGGCUGUCACUAACCCAGCUGUGGCCCGGCUCCUCUGGGUCCUAGUUCUGGUGCUGGCCACCCUCCUGGUCUGGCUCUUCUUCUUCUGCUGCUACAGCUGGAACCAGAGAUCCUCGCCCUCCUUGGAGAGGUACCUGGCAGUGACGGCAAAGCGCUCCAAAUCUAAAGCUCCAACUCAGAGGAAGAAAAAGCCCAAAGAGAAGCCAGUUGCUUCCGUCCAGUCAGAGGAAGUUGCGGUGAAGGAGUCUGUGGCCCUGGGACAGGAGCCACCGUGUCCGGCAGUGAGGAAAAGGAAGAGACGCCCACUUAAAGGCAGGAUGGAAACUGUGACUGGAGGGAGAUCACAGAAGACUAUGGAGGAGGUGAAGGACAAGCCCAAGAGGAGGCCUCUGGUCAGGGCUGCGUCGGAGGAGAGCUCCAGUGAUCUGAGUUCAAUAAGUUACUCUCCGUCCCCUGGAGACACGCUACCCUGGAACCUGCCCAAACACCACCGCAUCAAGCGCUCCAAGUCAGCCUCUGGAGAUGUGCUGGACCCAGCAGAGAGGGCUGUCAUCCGCAUCGCAGAUGAACGGGACCGAGUUCAGAAAAAGACCUUCACAAAAUGGGUCAACAAGCACCUGAUGAAGGCCCAGAGACAUAUCACUGACCUGUACGAGGACCUCAGAGAUGGACACAACCUCAUCUCCCUGCUGGAGGUGCUCUCUGGAGAGACACUGCCACGGGAGAAAGGCCGGAUGCGCUUCCACAAGCUGCAGAACGUACAGAUCGCCCUGGACUUUCUCAAACACAGACAGGUCAAACUGGUCAACAUCAGAAACGACGACAUUGCAGAUGGAAACCCCAAGCUGACCCUGGGGCUGAUAUGGACCAUCAUCCUUCACUUCCAGAUCUCAGACAUUCAGGUGAACGGCCAGUCUGACGACAUGACGGCCAAAGAGAAGUUGUUGCUUUGGUCUCAGAGGAUGGUGGAGGGAUACCAGGGCCUGCGCUGCGACAACUUCACCACCAGCUGGAGGGAUGGAAAGCUCUUCAACGCCAUCAUACACAAAUACAGGCCCACUCUGAUUGACAUGAGUCAAGUGUACCGACAGAGCAACCAGGAGAAUCUGGAGCAGGCCUUCAGCGUGGCAGAGAGAGACCUGGGCGUCACCCGACUGCUGGACCCAGAGGAUGUUGAUGUGACCCAUCCGGAUGAGAAAUCCAUCAUCACAUAUGUCUCCUCUCUGUACGAUGUCAUGCCCAGAGUACCAGACAUUCAGGAUGGUGUCAAAGCCAACGAGCUGGAGCUGCGUUGGCAGGAGUAUUACGAGCUGGUCACCAUGCUGCUUCAGUGGAUCAGGCACCACAUCCUCGUCUUUGAGGAGAGGAAGUUCCCCACCAGCUAUGAGGAGAUUGAGGUUCUCUGGCGUCAGUUUCUGAAAUUUAAAGAAACAGAGCUCCCUGCAAAAGAGGCAGAUAAGAACCGCUCCAAACACAUCUUCAAGUCUUUUGAGGGUGCAGUUCAGGCAGGCCAUGUCAAAGUGCCGCCAGGUUACCAUCCAUUUGAUGUGGAGAAGGAAUGGGGUCGUCUGCACAUCGCCAUACUGGAGAGAGAGCGUCUCCUCAGAACAGAAUUUGAAAGACUGGAGCGACUUCAGAGGAUCGUCAGUAAGGUCCAGAUGGAGUCGGGGGUGUGUGAGGAGCAGCUCAACCAGGUGGAGACUCUGCUGCAGACGGAUGUGAGGAUGCUGAGCUCGGGGAAACCUGCUCAGCACACAGCAGAGAUGGAGGCAGAUCUGGAAAAAGCGGAAGGAAUGAUCCGCUUCCUCUUCAACGACGUUCAGCUGCUCAAAGAUGGACGCCACCUUCAAGCUGAGCAGAUGUAUCGCAGAGUGUAUCGUCUCCAUGAGAGGCUGGUGAACCUCCGUAGCGAGUACAACCUGCGCCUCAAGUCAGGUGUGACCGCCACACAGAUCCCCAUGACUCAGAUCCACAGCGUCCAGGUCCUGCAGCAGGCCCCCGUGAGGUUGCGGCCUGAACUGGAUGAAGUCACCCUGCAUUACAUUCAAGAUCUGCUGGGCUGGGUGGAGGAGAACCAGCGCCGGGUGGAUGAUGGGGAGUGGGGCUCCGACCUGCCCGCUGUCGAGUGCCAGCUGGGCAGCCACCGUGGCCUGCACCAGUCCGUGGAGGAGUUCCGCUCCAAGAUUGAGAGGGCAAAGGCUGAUGAGAGUCAGAUCUCACCUGCCAGUAAAGCUGCCUACCGUGACUAUCUGGGAAAACUGGAACUGCAGUACGGCAAGCUCCUGAACGCCUCUAAGGCCCGACUGCAGUACCUGGACCAGCUUCACGCCUUCGUCACUGCAGCCACCAAAGAGCUGAUGUGGCUGAAUGAGAAGGAGGAGGAGGAGGUCAACUACGACUGGAGUGAACGAAACACCAACAUGGCAGCCAAGAAAGAAAACUACUCGGGUUUAAUGAGAGAGUUGGAGCUCAGGGAGAAGAAGAUGAACAAUGUCCAGGCCACAGGAGACAAACUGCUGAGGGACGGACACCCUGCCAGGCAGACUGUAGAGGCCUUCACUGGAGCUCUGCAGACUCAGUGGAGUUGGAUCCUCCAGCUGUGCUGCUGCAUCGAAACCCACCUUAAAGAAAAUACUGCCUACUUUCAGUUUUUCUCUGAUGUGAAGGAGGCGGAGGAGAAGAUCAAAAAGAUGCAAGAGACAAUGAAGAGGAAGUACACCUGCGACCGCUCCAUCACAGUCACACGGCUGGAAGAUCUACUGCAGGACGCAGCUGAUGAGAAAGAACAACUGACUGAGUUCAAAACUCACCUGGAGGGCCUGAAGCGAAGGGCCAAGACCAUCGUCCAGCUAAAACCACGUAACCCUGCUACAGCAAUAAAGAGCAAACUGCCCAUCCAGGCCGUCUGCGACUUCAAACAGAUGGAGAUCACAGUCCACAGAGGAGAUGAAUGCGCUCUGUUGAACAACUCGCAGCCUUUCAAGUGGAGGGUGCUGAAUGAUAAAGGCAGCGAGGCGUCUGUGCCGUCCAUCUGCUUCCUGGUUCCACCCACCAAUAAGGACGCUGUGAACAGUGUUGCUGGACUGGAUGGAAACCUCCAGAGGCUGCACACAAUGUGGCAGACGAUGUUUGUGGACAUGAAGAGCCUGCUGUCCUGGCAGUACCUGAUGAGAGACAUCCACAUGAUCAAAACAUGGAACAUCACCAUGUUUAAGACCAUGAGGGUGGAAGAGUACCGACUGGCACUGAGGAACCUGGAGCUACACUACCAGGACUUCUUGAGAGACAGCCAGGACUCUCAGAUGUUCGGGGCCGAGGACCGAAUGCAGGUGGAGUCCAACUACAACAGAGCCACCCAGCACUACAACACUAUGGUCAGCUCUGCAGAGCAAGGCUAUGUGCCACCCAGGGCAGGAGAGCAAGAUGAGUCUGUGUGCAAGACUUACCUGACGCAGAUCAAGGACCUUCGUCUGAAGCUGGAAGGUUGCGAGAAUCGAACAGUAACACGCCUCCGCCAGCCUGUGGACAAGGAGCCACUCAAGGCCUGCGCCGCGAAGACUGCAGAGCAAAUGAAAGUCCAGUCCGAGUUGGAGGGCUUAAAGAAAGACUUGAACUCCAUCACUGAGAAGACUGAGGAGAUUCUGGCGUCUCCUCAGCAGUCCAGCUCUGCCCCAAUGCUGCGCUCCGAACUGGACAUCACACUGAAGAAGAUGGAUCAUGUCUAUGGCCUCUCGUCCGUCUACCUGGACAAGCUGAAGACCAUUGAUGUUGUGAUCAGAAACACUAAAGAUGCAGAAGACACACUGAAGAACUAUGAGACUCGUCUGCGUGAUGUUAGCAAGGUGCCAGCUGAAGAGAAGGAGGUGGAGGACCAUCGUAGUCAGCUGAAGUCGAUGCAUGCUGAAGCAGAGGCCGACCAGGUGGUAUUUGACCGCCUGCAGGAUGAGCUCAAGAGGGCAACAGCUAUCAAUGACAAGAUGACAAGGAUCCACAGCGAGCGUGACGCUGAGCUGGAGCAUUACCGCCAGCUGGUCUACAGCCUCCUGGAGCGCUGGCAGGCGGUGUUUGCCCAGAUCGACCUGAGGCGGCGGGAGCUGAACCUCCUCGGGCGCAACAUGAACUCCUACAGUGAAAGCUAUGAGUGGCUCAUCCGCUGGCUGGGAGAAGCGAGACAGAGGCAGGAGAAACUUCAAGCUGUGCCUAUUGGCGACAGCAAGGCUCUCAAGGAGCAACUGGCAGAGGAGAAGAAACUCCUGGAAGAAAUUGAAAAAAACAAGGACAAGAUUGAAAGUUGCCAGAAAAAUGCAAAGGCUUAUAUUGAUUCAGUCAAGGAUUACGAGCUCCAAAUUUUGACUUACAAAGCCCUCCAAGAUCCCAUAGCAUCUCCUUUAAAGAAAGCCAAAAUGGAGUGUGCAUCUGAUAAUAUCAUUCAGGAGUAUGUUACUCUGAGAACCCGCUAUAGUGAGCUGUUGACGCUCACCAGCCAGUACAUUAAGUUCAUCACAGAAACACAGCGCCGCCUGGAGGAUGAUGAGAAGGCUUCUGAAAAACUAAAAGAAGAGGAGAGGAAAAGGAUGGCAGAGAUACAAGCUGAGUUAGAUAAACAGAAACAGUUGGCUGAGGCUCAUGCUAAAUCUGUGGCCAAAGCAGAGCAAGAAGCCCAGGAGCUGAAGUUGAAGAUGAAGGAAGAAGCCAGCAGGAGGCAAGAUGUUGCAGUGGAUGCUGAGAAACAGAAGCAAAAUAUACAGCAGGAGCUGCAUCAUCUGAAGAGUCUGUCUGAGCAGGAGAUCAAAUCAAAGGGUCAACAGCUGGAAGAGGCCCUACUCAGUCGUACCAAAAUUGAGGAAGAAAUCCACAUAAUUAGAGUCCAGUUAGAGACGACAAUAAAACAGAAGACCACAGCUGAGAACGAGUUACAGACGCUCAGAGACAAGGCUGCUGAGGCUGAGAAGCUCAGGAAAACUGCUCAGGAGGAGGCAGAAAGGCUUCGCAAGCAGGUCGCUGAAGAGACUCAGAAAAAGAAAAAUGCAGAGGAUGAACUGAAACGUAAAUCUGAGGCAGAAAAAGAGGCUGCCAAGCAGAAGCAGAAAGCAAUGGAUGACUUGCAGAAAUUCAAAAUGCAAGCUGAGGAGGCAGAAAGGCGCAUGAAACAGGCUGAGGAGGAGAAACUGAGGCAGAUCAAGGUUGUAGAGGAGGUGGCACAAAAGUCUGCUGCCACCCAGUUGCAAACCAAAUCCAUGUCAUUCAAUGAAAAGGCAACAAAACUAGAGGAAUCCCUUAAGAAAGAGCAGGGUACUGUCCUUCUGUUGCAGGAGGAAGCUGAAAAACUCAGGAAACAACAAGAGGAAGCUAACAAAGCCAGGGAGCAAGCAGAGAAAGAGCUUGAAACAUGGAGACAGAAAGCCAAUGAGGCUCUCCGCUUGAGGCUACAAGCUGAAGAGGAAGCUCAAAAGAAGAGCCAGGCUCAAGAGGAAGCAGAGAGGCAGAAAGUUGAGGCAGAGCGGGAUGCCAAGAAAAGGGCAAAAGCUGAAGAUGCUGCUCUUAAACAGAAGGAGAAUGCAGAGAAAGAGUUGGAAAAACAGAGGAAAUUUGCAGAACAAAUAGCCCAGCAUAAGUUGUCUGCAGAGCAGGAAUGCAUCCGACUAAAGGCUGACUUUGAACAUGCUGAACAACAGAGGGGCCUGUUGGAUAAUGAGCUCCAGCGUCUAAAAAAUGAGGUGAAUGCUGCUGAAAACCAGAGGAAACAAUUGGAAGAUGAACUGGCUAAAGUCAGAAGCGAAAUGGACGCUCUUCUGCAGAUGAAGAUUCAAGCAGAGAAGCAGACGCUGUCGAACACUGAAAAGAGCAAGCAGCUUCUUGAGUCUGAAGCAUUGAAAAUGAAACAACUUGCUGAGGAAGCAACUAGACUGAGAUCAGUUGCUGAAGAGGCUAAGAAGCAGAGGCAGAUUGCAGAGGAUGAGGCAGCACAGCAGAGAGCCGAGGCUGAAAAAAUACUUAAAGAAAAACUGUCUGCCAUCAACGAGGCGACUCGUCUGAAGACUGAGGCUGAGAUCGCUCUGAAAGCUAAAGAAGCUGAAAAUGAAAGACUGAAAAGAAAAGCUGAGGAUGAAGCUUAUCAGAGAAAGCUGCUGGAGGAUCAAGCUGCUCAGCAUAAACAAGACAUAGAAGAGAAAAUCACACACCUGAAGACCUCAUCUGAUUCUGAGUUAGAGAGACAAAAAACGAUUGUGGAAGAAACUCUGAGGCAAAAGAAGGUUGUUGAAGAAGAAAUUCACAUCAUUAAGAUCAACUUUGAGAGAGCAUCAAAAGACAGGUCAGAUUUGGAGAUUGAAUUAAAGAAACUGAAGAGUAUUGCAGAGGAGACACAGAAGAGCAAACUCAAAGCUGAAGAAGAGGCUGAGAAGCUGAAAAAGGUUGCUGCAGAGGAAGAGAAGAAAAGGAAAGAAUCUGAAGAGAAGGUGAAGAGGAUUACUGCAGCAGAAGAAGAGGCAGCACGACAGUGCAAAGCUGCUCAGGAGGAAGUUGAACGCCUCAAAAAGAAAGCUGCUGAUGCAAGAAGACGUUUUCAAAGCUCCACGACUCUGACCAAAGAAGUCAAGGUACCUUUGGGCUUCAUCCAGGAUUUUGGAAAGGCCAAGAUGGACUCUCUCAGUCAAGACACUGAGAUGAAGAAAAAUGGCUACACAGAAGUCCACGGACCUGUGGCUGGCAUAUUUCUGGAAAAAACAAAGGAGAAGAUUACCAUAUAUCAAGCCAUGAAGAAACGUCUGCUUAAGCCAGGAACAGCAUUAGCCCUGCUUGAAGCACAAGCGGCCACAGUUGGCAUUGUAGACCCGAUAAACAAUCGAAAACUUCCUGUUGCAGAUGCUGUUAAAGAGGGUAUAGUUGGACCGGAGAUGAAAGAGAAACUCCUCACUGCAGAGAAAGCCAUCUGUGGCUAUGUAGAUCCCUACACCAACCAAAUGAUAUCUGUAUUCCAAGCUAUGCAAAAAGAUUUAGUCCCAAGAGAUUAUGGAUUGAGGCUGCUGGAAGCACAGAUAGCCACACAAGGCCUGUUUGAUCCUGUUGAGAAGACAAACAUUUCAGUUGAAUCAGCGAUUCAAAAGGGCUACUUUGAAAAAGGUAUUCUCAAUAACCAGAUGUCAGAGCUCAAAGUGUUCUACAAUCCAAGCUCACAAGAAAAUCUCAACUACCAAAGUCUCUUAGAGAAGUGCACUGUGGAACCUGACACAGGCCUGGUGCUUCUUCCUGUUUGCAUUACCUUCAAAGGUCUGCGAAGAGGUAUUUCCUCUACUGCACUCCUUGAAUCAAAGAUCAUCAAUAAAGAAACAUUUGAUGACCUGCAGACGGGAAAGACCACAACACAGGAUGUGAUGCUGAUGGAAACAGUGAAAGAAUACCUGGAGGGCAAAGGCAGUAUUGCAGGCAUUGCUGUAUUAUCGUCAAAUCAGAGAAUUAGCAUUUAUCAAGCCAUGAAGCAAGGCAUACUGAUGCCUGGAACAGCACUAGUGCUACUGGAGGCACAAGCUGCAACUGGAUUCAUGAUUGAUCCUGUAGGAAAUAAAAAGCUCACUGUGGAUGAGGCCAUCAAAAACAAACUUUUUGGCCCAGAAUAUCAUGCAAAGCUGCGUGCUGCUGAGCGAGCAGUAACUGGAUACAAAGAUCCAUACUCAGGUGAAACUAUAUCCCUGUUUCAAGCACUAUCAAAAGAGCUCAUAGUUAAGGAACAUGGGAUCCGCCUACUUGAGGCACAAAUCGCUACAGGCGGAAUAAUAGAUCCAAUCAACAGUCACAGACUUCCCAUAGAAGUGGCCUUCAAGAGAGGUUAUUUUAAUGAGGAAAUGAACACCAUACUAGAGGAUUCAGGUGAUGACACAAAAGGAUUUUUUGACCCAAACACAGAAGAGAAUCUAACUUAUCUUCAGCUGAUGGAAAGGUGCGUCAUUGAUCCCAUCACUGGACUGUGCCUCCUCCCACUCCUUGAUAAGUCAAAAAGGCACAAUUUUAACUUUAUUGACUACCAAACUAAAAUGGCCUUCAAAGAGGAGAAUGUGAAAGUGACAUGUGGUAAGUACAUGGGAAUGACUGUAUCUCUGUGGGAACUCCUGAUGUCUGAGUACUUUGAUGAACAUCAGAGGACAGACAUCAUUCAAAAAUACAAAGAAGGGAAGCUAAACAUCAAGAUGAUCAUCACAAUGGUUCUGGAAGUCAUAGAAACAUUUGUGAAAACAACUCCAGUCAUUUUUGAAGGCAUCAGAGAUACUGUCACAGCCAAACAGCUUGUGGAGGCAGAUAUUAUUAGUAAGGAGGUCCUGGAGGAUCUGGAAAAGGGAAAAAAGACAGCAAAGGAUGUGAUAAAUGAUGAAAAUGUGAACAUGUACCUACAGGGUAAAGACAGCAUUGCAGGUAUUCUGCUUCCUGAUUCUCAAAUCAUGACCAUCUACCAGGCCAAACAAAAAGGAAAGUUGAUGCCAGGAACUGCUCUGAUUCUACUGGAGGCACAGGCAGCAACUGGGUUUAUUAUUGACCCCAUUGGAAACAGGAAGUUUUCUGUAGAUGAUGCUGUCAAAGCAAAGAUUGUUGGCCCUGAUGUCUGCCAAAAGCUGCGCUCAGCAGAGAAAGCUGUAACUGGGUACAAAGAUCCAUAUGAUGGCAAAAAAAUCUCUUUAUUCCAAGCCAUGCAAAAAAAUCUCAUCGUAAAAGACCAUGGAAUUCGACUCCUGGAGGCGCAAAUUGCCACUGGUGGGAUCAUUGACCCAGUCAACAGCCAUCGCAUUCCUGUCCAUGUGGCCUAUAAGAGGGGAUACUUUAAUGAGGAAAUGAAUCAGAUCCUAAAUGAUCCAAGCGAUGACACCAAAGGAUUCUUUGACCCCAACAACCAUGAGAACCUAACAUACUUGCAGCUCAUGGCCAGAUGUGUCACAGAUCCCGUUACAGGCCUGUGCCUUUUGCCACUCAAAAGCAAAAGUAACAAAGUUAACAUAGAUAACAAUAUUAGAGAAACGUUCAAAUCAGCAACAGUUACUGUUAAGUAUGGCAGGUUCAAGGGCAAGCACACAACACUGUGGGAUCUUAUAAAUUCAGAGUAUCUGUCUGAGGACAAAAGACAGGAGCUUUUCAAGCUAUUCAAGUCAAGAAAAAUCACAAUUGAGCAACUCAUUGUCACCAUUACAGAGAUCAUUGAGAGUAAGGAGAUAAAACAGCAAGCAGGGCUGAACUUUGAAGGUCUCAGAGGAGAGAUCUCUGUUGUGGAUCUUUUGGAGCUUGAAAUUGUGGAUGAAAAAACAUACAACAGUUUGAUCGAUGGAAACAUGACAAGCACUGAUGUGAUGAAAAUGGACAGUGUGAGAGCAUACCUACAAGGGAAAAGUUGUGUGGCUGGGGUCAUACUGCAACCCUCCAAUCAGAAGCUAAGCAUCAAAGAGGCACAGCACAUUGGCAUUCUCACACCUGGCACUGCCCUUUGCCUCCUUGAAGCACAAGCAGCCACUGGAUUCAUUGUUGAUCCUGUGAAAAACAAAAAACUUACGGUGGAACAAGCUCUAAAAGAAAAAGUAAUUGGUCCACAGAUGUAUGAAAAGCUUCUAUCUGCAGAGAGGGCUGUUACUGGUUAUACAGACCCAUACAGCGGUCAAAAGAUCUCACUGUUCCAAGCCUUGAGAAAAGAUCUAAUUGUCAAGCAGCAUGGCAUCCGUUUACUUGAGGCCCAGAUUGCUACAGGUGGCAUCAUUGAUCCCUUGAAGUGUCUUCACUUACCCCUUGAGGUUGCUUACAGGAAAGGAUAUUUUGAUGCAGAACUUAAUCAAAUCCUAUCAGACCCAACUGAUGACACAAAGGGCUUUUUUGACCCCAGUACACAAGAAAAUCUGACAUACAUGGAGAUGUUGGGUAGAUGUGUAAAAGAUAAGGAAACAGGACUGUUUCUCCUGCCACUGAACGACACAGCCAAAGCUAUGGGAACAAAGGUAAAAAUAUAUACUGACACACAGAUAAAGCAAGAGUUUGAAAAGACAGCUGUGAGCACAUCAGUAGGACGCUACUCAGGAAAAUCUGUUUCUCUGUGGGACUUGAUUCACUCUGGGUACUUCACUGAAGAUCAGCGUCUUGAAUUAAUUGAAAAAUACAGAGCAAGGAAGAUUAGCACAGAAACCAUAAUCACAAUAGUGAUUACCACCAUUGAAAAACUGGAGAAGAUUGAAACUCCCAAAAUGAUAAUGGGCCUGCGAAAACCUGUCUCGUCACAGCAACUACUGGAUUCUAAUAUCAUUGAUGCAAACAUUUUCAAACAAGUGAAAGAAGGAAAACUCUCUUUUGAAGCAGUAACCCAACAUGAACCUGUGAGUGGAUACCUAAAGGGAACAGGAAGCAUUGCUGGAAUUAAAGUUCAUCCAUCCCAGAAAGUAAUGAGCAUAUAUGAAGCAAAAACAGAAGAUCUGUUGACACCUGGGAUUGCACUUGUACUGCUUGAAGCGCAGGCUGCAACAGGAUGGGUCAUUGAUCCUCUAAAAAACAAGUUCUAUGCCGUUGAUGAAGCAGCUCGAGAGAAAGUAAUUGGACCAGAUGUACUUGAGCAACUUCUCUCAGCUGAACGAGCUGUCGUCGGCUAUAAAGAUCCAUACACAGAUGCAACAAUAUCACUGUUUGAAGCCAUGAAUAAACAGCUGGUUCAAAGAAGUGACGGCAUUCGUCUUCUUGAGGCACAGAUAGCCACUGGAGGAAUAAUUGACCCAAAUCAAAGUCACAGGUUACCAGUUGAUGUUGCUAUUAAAAAGGGGUGUCUGGAUGGAGAAAUGAGCAAAAUUCUGUUGAACCCCACUGACGAUGCAAAGGGAUUCUUUGACCCAAACACCAAAGAAAACCUCUCCUACCUUCAGCUCAUAAAGCGAUGUGAAAAAGAUCCUAAAACUGGGCUACUUCUUCUACCCUUGUAUGAAAAGGACUCCCAUGUAUUUCACACAGAUGAGAAAAUAGAGCUUGCAUUCAAAAACAAAACUAUUGCCAUGAAUGCAGGAAAAUUUAAAAACAAACAGGUCACACUGUGGGAAGUGUUGCUCUCUCAAUACAUAUCAGAACAAAAAAGGCAGCAGCUCAUACAACAAUACAAGACAGGAGCCAUAAAAAUAGAGGAGAUCAUUGAAAUACUCACCAGUAUCAUUACAGAGGUAUCAUCCAAAGAAAGAAAGUUCAAAGGACUAAGAAAGCAGGUCUCAGCCAGUGAGUUGUAUGAGUCAAAGAUCAUCUCAAAGGAGCUUUUCACACAGAUUAUACAAGGAGAUGUAACCGAAGAGAAUGUCAACACAAUGGAAUCAAUUCAAAAGUACCUUGGAGCAACAAACUGUAUAGCAGGUGUCAGAGUGGAAUCUACAAAGAAAGUUAUGAGCAUCUAUGAAGCCAAAAGCAAGGGACUGCUGACUCGUGGUACUUCUCUGGUUCUGCUGGAGGCCCAAGCUGCCACUGGCUUUGUCAUUGACCCGGUGAACAACAAGAAACUUUCUGUCGAGGAAGCUGUAGCUCAAAGAGUGGUUGGCAGUGAGUGGAAAAAUAAACUGCUCUCAGCAGAAAGAGCAGUGACUGGAUACAAAGAUCCCUACACUGGAGACACAAUUUCUUUGUUCCAGGCCUUGAAAAAAGAUCUCAUUGUGAAAGAUCAUGGAAUUCGCCUUCUUGAAGCUCAAAUUGCCACAGGAGGCAUAAUUGACCCAGUUCACAGCCACAGAGUACCUGUACAAGUGGCAUACCAAAGAGGUUAUUUUGAUGAGGAAAUGAAUCAGAUUCUGUCUGACCCUGAUGAUGACACCAAAGGAUUCUUUGAUCCCAACACUCAAGAGAACCUCACCUAUCUCCAGCUGGUUGAGAGGUGUGUCACAGAUCCUAUCACAGGCCUUAACUUACUAUCCAUUGUAAAAAAAGGCGAGUAUUAUUUCUUUGUUGAUGAGGCAACAAAACACAUUCUGAAAUCUAAAACAACAACCAGAGCAGGAGGGAAAUACCAAGGGACAACAGUGUCUCUGUGGGAUCUGCUUUACUCCAAGUACAUCACUGAGGAGAAGAGGAGAGAGCUUGUGCAACAGUACAAGACUGGAUCAAUCACAAUCGAACGCUUUUUGGAGAUCAUCCUAACAAUCAUUCAGCAGCAGACCACAACAACAUCAUCAUCAUCGUCAACAACCAAAAGCCAAAUACCAGAAACAAAAGUGGACAGUAGCACAACAAAAACUACUGUGACCACUACAAUCACAGAGACAAGUCAAGUUGAAAACUUCCAUGGAAUCAGAAAGGAUGUUAGUGCUACUGAGUUGCUGGAAUCAAAAAUCAUUGAUGAGGACCUCUACAAAAAUCUUAGAGCUGGAAAGGUCACAGUGACAGAAGUAAGUAAAAUGAAUUCAGUACGUAAGUAUUUAGAGGGAACUAACAGCAUUGCAGGGGUUUACCUUCAGUCCACAAAACAGACCUUAACCAUCUAUGAAGCCAAAAGCAAAGGCCUGCUGACCCCUGGUACUUCUCUGGUUCUGCUGGAGGCCCAAGCUGCCACUGGCUUUGUCAUUGACCCGGUGAACAACAAGAAACUUUCUGUCGAGGAAGCUGUAGCUCAAAGACUGGUUGGCAGUGAGUGGAAAAAUAAACUGCUUUCAGCAGAAAGAGCAGUGACUGGAUACAAAGAUCCCUACACUGGAAACACAAUUUCUUUGUUCCAGGCCUUGAAAAAAGAUCUAAUUGUGAAAGAUCAUGGAAUUCGUCUCCUUGAAGCACAAAUUGCCACAGGAGGCAUAAUUGACCCUGUUCACAGUCACAGAGUACCUGUACAGGUGGCAUACCAAAGAGGUUAUUUUGAUGAGGAAAUGAAUCAGAUUCUGUCUGACCCUGAUGAUGACACCAAAGGAUUCUUUGAUCCCAACACUCAAGAGAACCUCACCUAUCUCCAGCUGGUUGAGAGGUGUAUCACAGAUCCCAUCACAGGCCUGAGUUUGCUGGUCAUUGUUAAGAAAGGAGAGUUUUAUUUCUUUGUUGAUGAGGCCACAAAACGCAUUCUGAAAUCCAAAACAACAACCAAAGCAGGAGGGAAGUACCAAGGAACAACAGUGUCUCUGUGGGAUCUGCUUUACUCCAAGUACAUCACUGAGGAGAAGAGGAGAGAGCUUGUGCAACAGUACAAGUCUGGAUCAAUCACAAUCGAACGCUUUUUGGAGAUCAUCCUAACAAUCAUUCAGCAGCAGACCACAACAACAUCAUCAUCGUCGUCAACAACCAAAAGCCAAAUACCAGAAACAAAAGUGGACAGUAGCACAACAAAAGCUACUGUGACCACUACAAUCACAGAGACAAGUCAAGUUGAAAACUUCCAUGGAAUCAGAAAGGAUGUUAGUGCUACUGAGUUGCUGGAAUCAAAAAUCAUUGAUGAGGACCUCUACAAAGAUCUUAGAGCUGGAAAGGUCACAGUGACGGAAGUAAGUAAAAUGAAUUCAGUACGUAAGUACUUAGAGGGAACUAACAGCAUUGCAGGGGUUUACCUUCAGUCCACAAAAGAAACCCUAACCAUCUAUGAAGCCAAAAGCAAAGGCCUGCUGACUCCUGGUACUUCUCUGGUUCUGCUGGAGGCCCAAGCUGCCACUGGCUUUGUCAUUGACCCGGUGAACAACAAGAAACUUUCUGUCGAGGAUGCUGUAGCUCAAAGAGUGGUUGGCAGUGAAUGGAAAAAUAAACUGCUUUCAGCAGAAAGAGCAGUGACUGGAUACAAAGAUCCCUACACUGGAAACACAAUUUCUUUGUUCCAGGCCUUGAAAAAAGAUCUCAUUGUGAAAGAUCAUGGAAUUCGUCUCCUUGAAGCUCAAAUUGCCACAGGAGGCAUAAUUGACCCUGUUCACAGUCACAGAGUACCUGUACAGGUGGCAUACCAAAGAGGUUAUUUUGAUGAGGAAAUGAAUCAGAUUCUGUCUGACCCUGAUGAUGACACCAAAGGAUUCUUUGAUCCCAACACUCAAGAGAACCUCACCUAUCUCCAGCUGGUUGAGAGGUGUGUCACAGAUCCCAUCACAGGCCUGAGUUUGCUGGUCAUUGUGAAGAAAGGCGAGUUUUAUUUCUUUGUUGAUGAGGCCACAAAACGCAUUCUGAAAUCCAAAACAACAACCAAAGCAGGAGGGAAGUACCAAGGAACAACAGUGUCUCUGUGGGAUCUGCUUUACUCCAAGUACAUCACUGAGGAGAAGAGGAGAGAGCUUGUGCAACAGUACAAGUCUGGAUCAAUCACAAUCGAACGCUUUUUGGAGAUCAUCCUAACAAUCAUUCAGCAGCAGACCACAACAACAUCAUCAUCGUCGUCAACAACCAAAAGCCAAAUACCAGAAACAAAAGUGGACAGUAGCACAACAAAAACUACUGUGACCACUACAAUCACAGAGACAAGUCAAGUUGAAAACUUCCAUGGAAUCAGAAAGGAUGUUACUGCUACUGAGUUGCUGGAAUCAAAAAUCAUUGAUGAGGACCUCUACAAAGAUCUUAGAGCUGGAAAGGUCACAGUGACGGAAGUAAGUAAAAUGAACUCAGUACGUAAGUAUUUAGAGGGAACUAACAGCAUUGCAGGGGUUUACCUUCAGUCCACAAAACAGACCCUAACCAUCUAUGAAGCCAAAAGCAAAGGCCUGCUGACCCCUGGUACUUCUCUGGUUCUGCUGGAGGCCCAAGCUGCCACUGGCUUUGUCAUUGACCCGGUGAACAACAAGAAACUUUCUGUCGAGGAAGCUGUAGCUCAAAGACUGGUUGGCAGUGAGUGGAAAAAUAAACUGCUUUCAGCAGAAAGAGCAGUGACUGGAUACAAAGAUCCCUACACUGGAGACACAAUUUCUUUGUUCCAGGCCUUGAAAAAAGAUCUAAUUGUGAAAGAUCAUGGAAUUCGUCUCCUUGAAGCACAAAUUGCCACAGGAGGCAUAAUUGACCCUGUUCAUAGUCACAGAGUACCUGUACAGGUGGCAUACCAAAGAGGUUAUUUUGAUGAGGAAAUGAAUCAGAUUCUGUCUGACCCUGAUGAUGACACCAAAGGAUUCUUUGAUCCCAACACUCAAGAGAACCUCACCUAUCUCCAGCUGGUUGAGAGGUGUGUCACAGAUCCCAUCACAGGCCUGAGUUUGCUGGUCAUUGUGAAGAAAGGCGAGUUUUAUUUCUUUGUUGAUGAGGCCACAAAACGCAUUCUGAAAUCCAAAACAACAACCAAAGCAGGAGGGAAGUACCAAGGAACAACAGUGUCUCUGUGGGAUCUGCUUUACUCCAAGUACAUCACUGAGGAGAAGAGGAGAGAGCUUGUGCAACAGUACAAGUCUGGAUCAAUCACAAUCGAACGCUUUUUGGAGAUCAUCCUAACAAUCGUUCAGCAGCAGACCACAACAACAUCAUCAUCAUCAACCACCAAAAGCCAAAUACCAGAAACAAAAGUGGACAGUAGCACAAGAAAAGCUACUGUGACCACUACAAUCACAGAGACAAGUCAAGUUGAAAACUUCCAUGGAAUCAGAAAGGAUGUUAGUGCUACUGAGUUGCUGGAAUCAAAAAUCAUUGAUGAGGACCUCUACAAAAAUCUUAGAGCUGGAAAAGUCACAGUGACAGAAGUAAGUAAAAUGAACUCAGUACGUAAAUACUUAGAGGGAACUAACAGCAUUGCAGGGGUUUACCUUCAGUCCACAAAAGAAACCCUAACCAUCUAUGAAGCCAAAAGCAAAGGCCUGCUGACCCCUGGUACUUCUCUGGUUCUGCUGGAGGCCCAAGCUGCCACUGGCUUUGUCAUUGACCCGGUGAACAACAAGAAACUUUCUGUCGAGGAAGCUGUAGCUCAAAGACUGGUUGGCAGUGAGUGGAAAAAUAAACUGCUUUCAGCAGAAAGAGCAGUGACUGGAUACAAAGAUCCCUACACUGGAGACACAAUUUCUUUGUUCCAGGCCUUGAAAAAAGAUCUAAUUGUGAAAGAUCAUGGAAUUCGUCUCCUUGAAGCACAAAUUGCCACAGGAGGCAUAAUUGACCCUGUUCAUAGUCACAGAGUACCUGUACAGGUGGCAUACCAAAGAGGUUAUUUUGAUGAGGAAAUGAAUCAGAUUCUGUCUGACCCUGAUGAUGACACCAAAGGAUUCUUUGAUCCCAACACUCAAGAGAACCUCACCUAUCUCCAGCUGGUUGAGAGGUGUAUCACAGAUCCCAUCACAGGCCUGAGUUUGCUGGUCAUUGUUAAGAAAGGAGAGUUUUAUUUCUUUGUUGAUGAGGCCACAAAACGCAUUCUGAAAUCCAAAACAACAACCAAAGCAGGAGGGAAGUACCAAGGAACAACAGUGUCUCUGUGGGAUCUGCUUUACUCCAAGUACAUCACUGAGGAGAAGAGGAGAGAGCUUGUGCAACAGUACAAGUCUGGAUCAAUCACAAUCGAACGCUUUUUGGAGAUCAUCCUAACAAUCGUUCAGCAGCAGACCACAACAACAUCAUCAUCAUCAACCACCAAAAGCCAAAUACCAGAAACAAAAGUGGACAGUAGCACAACAAAAACUACUGUGACCACUACAAUCACAGAGACAAGUCAAGUUGAAAACUUCCAUGGAAUCAGAAAGGAUGUUACUGCUACUGAGUUGCUGGAAUCAAAAAUCAUUGAUGAGGACCUCUACAAAGAUCUUAGAGCUGGAAAGGUCACAGUGACGGAAGUAAGUAAAAUGAACUCAGUACGUAAGUAUUUAGAGGGAACUAACAGCAUUGCAGGGGUUUACCUUCAGUCCACAAAACAGACCCUAACCAUCUAUGAAGCCAAAAGCAAAGGCCUGCUGACCCCUGGUACUUCUCUGGUUCUGCUGGAGGCCCAAGCUGCCACUGGCUUUGUCAUUGACCCGGUGAACAACAAGAAACUUUCUGUCGAGGAAGCUGUAGCUCAAAGACUGGUUGGCAGUGAGUGGAAAAAUAAACUGCUUUCAGCAGAAAGAGCAGUGACUGGAUACAAAGAUCCCUACACUGGAGACACAAUUUCUUUGUUCCAGGCCUUGAAAAAAGAUCUAAUUGUGAAAGAUCAUGGAAUUCGUCUCCUUGAAGCACAAAUUGCCACAGGAGGCAUAAUUGACCCUGUUCAUAGUCACAGAGUACCUGUACAGGUGGCAUACCAAAGAGGUUAUUUUGAUGAGGAAAUGAAUCAGAUUCUGUCUGACCCUGAUGAUGACACCAAAGGAUUCUUUGAUCCCAACACUCAAGAGAACCUCACCUAUCUCCAGCUGGUUGAGAGGUGUGUCACAGAUCCCAUCACAGGCCUGAGUUUGCUGGUCAUUGUGAAGAAAGGCGAGUUUUAUUUCUUUGUUGAUGAGGCCACAAAACGCAUUCUGAAAUCCAAAACAACAACCAAAGCAGGAGGGAAGUACCAAGGAACAACAGUGUCUCUGUGGGAUCUGCUUUACUCCAAGUACAUCACUGAGGAGAAGAGGAGAGAGCUUGUGCAACAGUACAAGUCUGGAUCAAUCACAAUCGAACGCUUUUUGGAGAUCAUCCUAACAAUCGUUCAGCAGCAGACCACAACAACAUCAUCAUCAUCAACCACCAAAAGCCAAAUACCAGAAACAAAAGUGGACAGUAGCACAAGAAAAGCUACUGUGACCACUACAAUCACAGAGACAAGUCAAGUUGAAAACUUCCAUGGAAUCAGAAAGGAUGUUAGUGCUACUGAGUUGCUGGAAUCAAAAAUCAUUGAUGAGGACCUCUACAAAAAUCUUAGAGCUGGAAAAGUCACAGUGACAGAAGUAAGUAAAAUGAACUCAGUACGUAAAUACUUAGAGGGAACUAACAGCAUUGCAGGGGUUUACCUUCAGUCCACAAAAGAAACCCUAACCAUCUAUGAAGCCAAAAGCAAAGGCCUGCUGACCCCUGGUACUUCUCUGGUUCUGCUGGAGGCCCAAGCUGCCACUGGCUUUGUCAUUGACCCGGUGAACAACAAGAAACUUUCUGUCGAGGAAGCUGUAGCUCAAAGACUGGUUGGCAGUGAGUGGAAAAAUAAACUGCUUUCAGCAGAAAGAGCAGUGACUGGAUACAAAGAUCCCUACACUGGAGACACAAUUUCUUUGUUCCAGGCCUUGAAAAAAGAUCUCAUUGUGAAAGAUCAUGGAAUUCGUCUCCUUGAAGCACAAAUUGCCACAGGAGGCAUAAUUGACCCUGUUCACAGUCACAGAGUACCUGUACAGGUGGCAUACCAAAGAGGUUAUUUUGAUGAGGAAAUGAAUCAGAUUCUGUCUGACCCUGAUGAUGACACCAAAGGAUUCUUUGAUCCCAACACUCAAGAGAACCUCACCUAUCUCCAGCUGGUUGAGAGGUGUGUCACAGAUCCCAUCACAGGCCUGAGUUUGCUGGUCAUUGUUAAGAAAGGAGAGUUUUAUUUCUUUGUUGAUGAGGCCACAAAACGCAUUCUGAAAUCCAAAACAACAACCAAAGCAGGAGGGAAGUACCAAGGCACAACAGUGUCUCUGUGGGAUCUGCUUUACUCCAAGUACAUCACUGAGGAGAAGAGGAGAGAGCUUGUGCAACAGUACAAGACUGGAUCAAUCACAAUCGAACGCUUUUUGGAGAUCAUCCUAACAAUCAUUCAGCAGCAGACCACAACAACAUCAUCAUCGUCGUCAACAACCAAAAGCCAAAUACCAGAAACAAAAGUGGACAGUAGCACAACAAAAACUACUGUGACCACUACAAUCACAGAGACAAGUCAAGUUGAAAACUUCCAUGGAAUCAGAAAGGAUGUUAGUGCUACUGAGUUGCUGGAAUCAAAAAUCAUUGAUGAGGACCUCUACAAAAAUCUUAGAGCUGGAAAAGUCACAGUGACGGAAGUAAGUAAAAUGAAUUCAGUACGUAAGUACUUAGAGGGAACUAACAGCAUUGCAGGGGUUUACCUUCAGUCCACAAAACAGACCCUAACCAUCUAUGAAGCCAAAAGCAAAGGCCUGCUGACCCCUGGUACUUCUCUGGUUCUGCUGGAGGCCCAAGCUGCCACUGGCUUUGUCAUUGACCCGGUGAACAACAAGAAAUUUUCCGUCGAGGAAGCUGUAGCUCAAAGAGUGGUUGGCAGUGAGUGGAAAAAUAAACUGCUUUCAGCAGAAAGAGCAGUGACUGGAUACAAAGAUCCCUACACUGGAAACACAAUUUCUUUGUUCCAGGCCUUGAAAAAAGAUCUAAUUGUGAAAGAUCAUGGAAUUCGUCUCCUUGAAGCACAAAUUGCCACAGGAGGCAUAAUUGACCCUGUUCACAGUCACAGAGUACCUGUACAGGUGGCAUACCAAAGAGGUUAUUUUGAUGAGGAAAUGAAUCAGAUUCUGUCUGACCCUGAUGAUGACACCAAAGGAUUCUUUGAUCCCAACACUCAAGAGAACCUCACCUAUCUCCAGCUGGUUGAGAGGUGUGUCACAGAUCCCAUCACAGGCCUGAGUUUGCUGCCUUUGCACAAGUGAAGGAAAGAAACCAUUUCUACAAGCAUUUACUUUUAUGUCUUGCUUUCAUUAUUAGUUUUAUUUUCUCUUUCAGUUACAAAAUAUUUUACAUCUCUUUUUAAAUGCAUUUUCGGUCGUCUUUAAAAACCUGGAGAGAAAGGCCUUUAUACUGUAUUGUGUUGAAUAAUGUCAGUUAUUUGUGGUUGAAAAAGAGAACAAGGAAUGGAUUACAGAAAAUGUUCUAUGCUAUAAAUGAAGAGGUGAUUAGUUUUUUUGUUACAAAACAAGGGCUGUGGCACUGAUACACCAAAUUAGAAUUCAGCCUUUAUUUAAACAGUUUUCAGUUUGCAUUUAUGAUACUUCUUCUCACCGUUUUAACACCAUUUGUGGGAUCUAUGAAUUUGAUUGUUUUUUCACUACUUUAACUAUGUGGGAUUCAGCUGCGCCUAUUAUUACCUUGCCUUUAGAAGCUGGACGUAUGUCAUGUAAGACAUAACAUUUGGGCAAAAGCUUUUCUUACUGAAUUGUGCUUUCUGUUAAGUCAAAUGUGAGUCUAGUGGAUCUAGUUUUGUUGUGCCUGCUUUGACCUCACACGCAAGCCUGACAUGCACUAAUUGGUCUGUUUUACUGUAAAUUCUUUCUUGCUCAAACUGCUUCACUGUGUGGCCGAAUAAAUAAGUGAGAUGUGUAUACUAUA
Messenger RNA from Micropterus salmoides (largemouth bass), 20149 nucleotides. It is a transcript of the gene eppk1, whose product is annotated as epiplakin 1. Bases 16 to 19473 code for a protein of 6485 amino acids. NCBI's taxonomy places the organism in Eukaryota, Metazoa, Chordata, Actinopteri, Centrarchiformes, Centrarchidae. Gene Ontology annotation, molecular function: protein binding; keratin filament binding; structural molecule activity. The transcript is spliced from 37 exons. Gene Ontology annotation, biological process: intermediate filament bundle assembly; wound healing. Gene Ontology annotation, cellular component: membrane; keratin filament; cytoskeleton. The record is from RefSeq and is a predicted model, not a curated record.